Molecule: messenger RNA, 4755 nt
Organism: Penicillium cinerascens
Lineage: Eukaryota; Fungi; Ascomycota; Eurotiomycetes; Eurotiales; Aspergillaceae
Product: pentafunctional protein ARO1
Exons: 2
Coding region: 1-4755 (1584 amino acids)
Biological process (GO): chorismate biosynthetic process; aromatic amino acid biosynthetic process
Cellular component (GO): cytoplasm
Molecular function (GO): 3-dehydroquinate dehydratase activity; shikimate kinase activity; 3-dehydroquinate synthase activity
Source: RefSeq, a predicted model, not a curated record
AUGAACGAGCCCACCAAGAUCAGCAUCUUGGGUCGGGAGAGCAUCGUCGCUGAUUUUGGCCUGUGGCGCAACUACGUCGCAAAGGACCUGAUCAGCGAACUGCCCUCGACCACCUACGUCCUCAUUACCGAUACCAACCUCAGUCCCAUCUAUACACCUGAAUUCCAAAAGACUUUCGAAGCCGCCGCCGCUUCCGUCUCCCCCGCCCCGCGCCUCUUAGUCUACAAUGCUGCGCCGGGCGAGAGCUCAAAGUCGCGCUCAACAAAAGCCGAUAUUGAGGAUUGGAUGCUGAGCCAGAGCCCGCCAUGUGGUCGUGAUACCGUUGUCAUCGCAUUGGGUGGUGGGGUCAUUGGCGACCUGACUGGUUUCAUUGCGGCCACCUACAUGCGCGGUGUUCGCUACGUGCAGGUCCCCACUACUCUCCUCGCCAUGGUGGAUUCUUCGAUUGGUGGAAAGACUGCCAUUGACACACCGCUGGGCAAGAACUUGAUCGGCGCCAUCUGGCAGCCGUCAAGGAUCUACAUCGACCUCGAGUUCCUGGAGACCCUCCCUGUACGGGAAUUUAUUAAUGGUAUGGCCGAAGUCAUUAAGACCGCCGCUAUCUCAAGCGAAGAGGAGUUCACUGCGUUGGAAGACAACGCGGAUGCUAUUCUUGGUGCUGUGCGCAGCGAGAAAAAGCCUGGCCAGGGUCGCUUCGACGGCAUUCGGGACAUCCUGAAGGCCAGAAUUCUGGCCUCGGCACGCCACAAGGCCUUCGUCGUCUCCGCAGAUGAGCGUGAGGGUGGUCUUCGCAACCUGUUGAACUGGGGUCACUCAAUCGGCCACGCCAUUGAGGCCAUUCUGACCCCACAAAUCCUCCACGGAGAGUGCGUUGCCAUUGGUAUGGUCAAGGAGGCUGAGCUGGCCCGGCACCUGGGUAUCCUCAAGAGCGUUGCCGUGGCUCGUGUUGUGAAGUGUAUUUCCGCCUAUGGCUUGCCCACAUCUAUGAAGGACUCACGAGUGCGCAAGCUGACCGCCGGCAAGCACUGCUCCGUGGACCACCUGCUGUUCAACAUGGCCCUUGAUAAGAAGAACGACGGUCCUAAGAAGAAGGUUGUCCUCUUGUCUGCAAUUGGACGUCCUUACGAGCCCAAGGCCAGUGUUGUCUCAAAUGAUGACAUUGGUGUUGUCCUGGCUCCCAGCAUUGAGGUGCACCCCGGAGUGCCCAAGACUCUGAAUGUUACCUGCGCGCCCCCGGGGUCCAAGAGUAUCUCCAACCGAGCUCUUGUCCUUGCUGCGCUUGGUUCGGGAACUUGCCGUAUUAAGAACUUGCUCCACUCUGAUGACACCGAGGUCAUGCUGAACGCCUUGGAGAAGCUGGGAGCCGCUACUUUCUCCUGGGAAGAAGAGGGUGAGGUUCUGGUUGUCAAUGGCAAGGGUGGCAAGAUCACCGCCAGCCCUUCCUCUCUGUACCUGGGUAACGCCGGUACUGCCUCGCGAUUUUUGACUACCGUGGCUACCCUUGCUACGCCUAACACCGUUGCCGAGAGUAUUCUCACCGGUAACAACCGGAUGAAGCAGAGACCCAUUGGCGACCUCGUCGAUGCGUUGACUGUGAACGGCGCCGAAAUCGAGUACAUGGAGCAACAGGGCAGUUUGCCCCUCAAAAUUGCGGCCUCUGGCGGUUUCGCCGGUGGCAAGAUCAACUUGGCCGCCAAGGUCUCCUCCCAAUACGUGUCAUCGCUGCUGAUGUGUGCUCCCUACGCCAAGGAGCCCGUGACCCUGAAGCUGGUCGGUGGCAAGCCCAUCUCCCAACCCUAUAUCGAUAUGACCACCGCCAUGAUGAGAUCCUUCGGUAUUGAUGUUCAAAAGUCGACCACCGAGGAGCACACCUACCACAUUCCUCAGGCCCACUAUGUGAACCCUGCCGAGUACGUAGUUGAGAGCGAUGCCAGCUCUGCCACUUACCCUCUGGCCAUUGCGGCCAUCACUGGCACAAAGUGCACCGUUCCCAACAUCGGUUCCAAGUCGCUUCAGGGUGAUGCUCGCUUCGCUGUUGAUGUUCUCCGGCCGAUGGGCUGCACUGUCGAACAAGGCGACAAUUCUACCACCGUCACUGGUCCUGCCAGUGGUAUUCUCCGACCACUUCCCAACGUGGACAUGGAGCCCAUGACCGAUGCUUUCCUUACCGCGUCCGUCCUUGCGGCCGUCGCCCGGGGCGAGGGGUCUAACCACACUACUCGCAUCUACGGCAUUGCUAACCAGCGUGUCAAGGAGUGCAACCGCAUCAAGGCCAUGAAGGACGAGCUGGCCAAGUACGGUGUUGUCUGCCGCGAACAUGAUGACGGCCUUGAGAUCGAUGGUAUUGAGCGCUCUACUCUUCGCCAGCCCUCCGGUGGUGUCUACUGCUACGAUGACCACCGUGUCGCCUUCAGCUUCAGUGUCCUGUCUCUUGUGGCUCCCAAGUCUACUCUCAUUCUGGAGAAGGAGUGUGUCGGUAAGACAUGGCCUGGUUGGUGGGACACCCUUAAGCAGCUUUUCGGCGCCAAGCUUGAGGGCAAGGAACUGGCCGAGAAUGAGCUUGCCGCUUCUACCGCCGAGGAGAAGGCCAGCGCUUCGGUUUUCAUCAUCGGCAUGCGUGGUGCUGGCAAGACCACCGCCGGUAACUGGGUUGGUAAGAGCCUCGACCGUCCUUUCGUUGACCUCGAUACCGAGUUGGAAAAGACCGAAGGUAUCAGCAUUCCUGAUAUUAUUAAGCAGCGCGGCUGGCAGGGCUUCCGUGAAGCUGAGUUGGCUGUGCUCCAGCGCGCUAUGAAGGAUCGGCCAAACGGCUAUGUCUUCGCUUGCGGCGGUGGUGUUGUUGAGAUUCCCGAGGCUCGGAAGCUACUUACCGACUAUCACAAGAAUAAGGGCAAUGUCCUUCUCAUCAUGCGCGAUAUCAAGCAGGUGAUGGACUUCUUGCAGAUCGAUAAGACCCGCCCCGCUUACGUUGAAGACAUGAUGGGCGUGUGGCUUCGUCGCAAGCCUUGGUUCCAGGAGUGCAGCAACAUCCAGUACUACAGCCAGCACUCGAACAACACGGAGCUUGCCCUGGCCUCGGAGGACUUUGACCGCUUCAUGCGCGUGGUUACCGGCCGUACGGAUAACCUGAGCUUGGUUAAGAAGAAGAAGCACAGCUUCUUCGUCUCGUUGACGCUGCCCGAUCUGCGUUCGUGCGGUGACAUCCUGAGUGAGGCCUGUAUUGGAUCAGACGCCGUGGAGCUGCGGGUUGACCUGCUGAAGGACCCGGCUUCCGACAGCGAAAUUCCCACCGUCGACUAUGUCGCCGAGCAGAUGUCAUUCCUCCGCCGCCGUGUCGCGCUGCCUGUCAUCUUCACAAUUCGUACCAAGAGCCAAGGUGGCCGUUUCCCCGAUGAUGCCUACGAAGCCGCAACUGCUCUCUACCGUCUGGCCUUCCGCUCCGGAUGCGAGUUUGUGGAUCUCGAAAUUGCUUUCCCCGACGAGAUGCUCCGCUCUGUGUCCGAGAUGAAGGGUUACUCGAAGAUUAUCGCCUCUCACCACGACCCGGAAGGAAAACUCUCGUGGAGCAACAUGUCCUGGAUCCCAUCUUAUAACCGUGCUCUGGAGUACGGCGAUGUGAUCAAGCUCGUGGGAAUUGCCAACAGUCUGGAUGACAACACUGCAUUGAGAAAGUUCAAGACCUGGGCUGAGGAGGCGCACGAGACACCGUUGAUCGCCAUCAACAUGGGCGACAAGGGCCAACUCAGCCGUAUUCUGAACGGCUUCAUGACCCCCGUAUCUCACCCUGCCCUUCCCUUCAAGGCCGCCCCUGGUCAGCUCUCCGCAACUGAGAUCCGCCGUGGUCUCUCGCUGAUGGGCGAGAUCAAGGCGAAGAAGUUUGCCAUCUUUGGUUCACCUGUUUCGGCCUCGCGAUCACCGGCGCUCCACAACACCCUCUUUGGUGAGAUGGGUCUCCCCCACGACUACAGCCGUCUGGAGACCACCAAUGUUGAGGAUGUCAAAGACUUCAUCCACGCCCCUGACUUUGGCGGUGCUUCCGUGACCAUCCCGCUGAAGCUGGACAUUAUGCCCCUGCUGGAUGAGAUCGCUCAAGAAGCGGAGAUCAUCGGCGCCGUGAACACCAUCGUCCCCGUCGACAACGGCGACAAGGCCCCGCGUCUGGUCGGCUACAACACCGACUGGCAAGGCAUGAUCCAAUGCCUCCGCAACGCAGGUGUUUACGGCUCCAACGGUACCGAGAGCGCCGUGGUCAUUGGUGGCGGCGGCACCGCCCGUGCAGCCAUCUACUCCCUGCACCGCAUGGGCUUCUCCCCGAUCUACGUGGUGGGCCGCACACCCAGCAAGCUGGAGGGUAUGGUCUCCACCUUCCCAAGCAACUACAACAUUCGCGUCGUGGACAACCACACCCAGCUGGAUACCGUGCCGCAGGUCGCCAUCGGCACCAUUCCCGCCGACCGGCCCAUCGACUCCGGCAUGCGCGAGACCCUCUGCCACAUGUUCGAGCGUGCGCAAGAGGCUGAUGGCAAGCUCAUCGGCAAGUCGGUCGACGAGAAGUCGCCCCGCGUCCUCCUCGAGAUGGCGUACAAGCCCUCAGUGACGGCACUGAUGCAGUUGGCUGCUGAUGCGGGCUGGAGGACUAUUCCCGGACUGGAAGUUCUUGUUGGCCAGGGUGUUAACCAGUUCAUUCACUGGACUGGUAUUACUCCCCUGUACCACAUCGCAAGAACUGCCGUGAUGGGCACCAACUCCGCAUGA